Trichomonas vaginalis G3 is the source of this 882-nucleotide messenger RNA. RefSeq names its product glycine-rich protein family. The transcript has a single exon. NCBI's taxonomy places the organism in Eukaryota, Parabasalia, Trichomonadida, Trichomonadidae. Bases 1 to 882 code for a protein of 293 amino acids. The record is from RefSeq and is a predicted model, not a curated record.
AUGCCAGAACGUAUAAGUGUAUCCUUAUAUGAAAAAAAUAGAGGCCAAAGAAACGUUGAAGAAAAUUCUGAUAAUUAUAAAAUUCUUCGUUACCCUUGUAGUAGCUCAAUUCAGACGUGCACUCCAUACGUUGUCAGUCUGUCACGCGGAACAUAUCAGCUUGAGCUCUUUGGUGCCUCAGGCGGCUUCCCAAACAAUGAUCCUAAACUUGGGGGUCACGGCUCUUAUACGAAAGGCAACUUAGUUGUUGAUCAUGAUAUGAAACUCUAUGUUUACCUUGGUCAACAAGGAAAAUUGAAUGGUCCCCGAACGUUUAAUGGCGGCGGGCGAGGCUCUGCAAAUGCAGGUUCGGGAGGCGGUUCUUCUGACAUCCGAUUGAUUGCAGACCAGUGGGAUAAUUUCGAGAGCCUUAAGAGUCGCAUCAUGGUUGCGGCAGGUGGAGUUGGAGGCCAUCUCCACGCAUAUUUUUAUACCGGAACACAUGGUGGAAAUCUGACUGGUGUUGACGGAAUUUUGACAUCUGAUCCAAGUUGUAAUCCUAUAGGGCCACUGAAACAGGCGUAUGGGGCAACACGAAAUCGUGGCGGAAUAGGAGGAAUUGGGGAGAGCGCCUCUGGAAAGGAUGGAAAGUUUGGGACUGCCGGAGAUCCAGUUCCCUCUGAUUAUACCUCUGGUGGAAGCGGGGGAUAUUUUGGUGGGGCCGGAAGUUCAAUAUCGAGAUGCCAUGUUGGAAUAGGAUCUUCAGGAUCGUCGUUCAUAUCUGGACAUAAAGGGUGCAAUGCGAUUCUGAACACAUCAACAUCUCAAGAUAAUAUUCAUCUCUCCAACCAAAAUAUCCAUUAUUCAGGGAUCAAAUUCAGUUCUACAAUCAUUAAGAGCUGA